This is a messenger RNA of Camelina sativa (false flax), 771 nucleotides long. RefSeq lists its product as uncharacterized. Lineage: Eukaryota; Viridiplantae; Streptophyta; Magnoliopsida; Brassicales; Brassicaceae. The record is from RefSeq and is a predicted model, not a curated record.
CUUUGGUUGCCUUUACACUACUCCACGCCUGCCUUUGAGUUUGAGCUUGUGUUAAGCUUCUUUUUUUUUUUGGUUUUUUGUCUUUAGCUUGUUUGCUUCUUCUUCUCUCCCUCCAUCUACUCUUAAUCUUUAUUUCAAAGCUUAUUUUUCUUCCUUAGAUUGUAAAAUCUUGAUAUCAACCAAAACAAUAAUGGAAAUGAAAUUGCUCGUUACCUCGGCUUUUACUCAAAUGUUCGGCUACUCAAACCAUAUGGAUCAAACAAGCAACAACUGCCAAAGCAACCGCAACAAAAUCAUAAAGAUGAUGAAGAAAGAAGAAUUCCCAAGUGGAUUCCAAGUUCCUCUUCACUACCCUAAGUACUCCAAGUCAGACUAUGAAGCGAUGGAUGAUCUCAGCCUCGACUUGCUCCUCAAACAAUACGGAUUCUCCUUCGAAGGAUCUCUUGAAGACAAGAGGGUUUUUGCAAUUGAAUCAUUUCUCUGGCCUGAUCAGCUUUAAGGUUUAUGUUGGUGUUGGAUGAUCUCAUGUCUCUCUCUUUCUCUCUCUACCGACCUCUUAUCAAUAUGAGUCUACAAUUAUAAUUAUGUAUAUCGAUCAUCACCUAGUAAUCCAGUUUGUGUGUUAUAUUUAACUGUGUUUGAGGAAGUUUUGAAGUAUGCAAUUUAUACAUAUAUAUAUAUAUAUACUAUGUAUCAUCAUGAGUUCAUUAGCAAAAUCUUUGAUGUAUAAUGUAUUAUUAUUAACAUUAAAAAUUGUGAUCAGUCGACUUA